AUGAGCGGCGCUCUUCCCGACGAGUUUGAUAUCAUUGUGUGUGGUGGUGGCAGCACAGGAUGUGUUGUGGCUGGACGGUUGGCCAACUUGGACCAUAACCUCACCGUCCUCCUUAUUGAGGGCGGUGAGAAUAAUCUCAACAACCCAUGGGUCUUCCGCCCGGGUAUCUACCCCCGGAACAUGAAGUUGGACUCCAAGACUGCCACGUUUUAUGAGUCACGACCUUCGAAACAUCUGGCCGGUCGAUCCGCCAUCGUGCCCUGCGCCAACAUUUUGGGCGGAGGUUCCUCGAUCAACUUUAUGAUGUACACCCGAGCGUCGGCUUCUGACUACGAUGACUUCCAGGCCAAGGGAUGGUCUACGAAGGAGCUGCUUCCACUUAUGAAGAAGCACGAGACAUAUCAGCGAGCCUCUCACAACCGAGAUCUGCACGGAUUCGAGGGCCCAAUCAAGGUUUCCUUCGGCAAUUACACCUACCCAAUUAAGGAAGACUUCCUCCGCGCUGCGGAAUCGCAGGGCAUCCCUACCGUCGAUGAUCUGCAGGAUCUGUCAACGGGUCACGGAGCUGAGCACUGGCUCAAGUGGAUUAACCGAGACACGGGCCGCCGCAGCGACAGUGCCCACGCGUACAUUCAUGCGACCCGUGCCGUCCACUCCAACUUAUACCUUGCCUGCAACACUAAGGUUGACAAGGUCAUCAUUGAGAACGGCCGAGCCGUCGGCGUCAAGACCAUCCCGACGAAGCCUCUUCACCCUAAUGAGCUCAAGGGACGCACCUUCAAAGCUCGCAAGCAGAUCGUCGUGUCGGGUGGCACGUUGUCCUCUCCGCUAAUCCUCCAGCGCUCGGGUGUUGGCGACCCUAAGAAGCUUCGCGCAGCUGGCGUCGAGCCCAUCGUCGACCUCCCCGGAGUCGGUCUGAACUUCCAGGACCACUACCUUACAUUCUCCGUCUACCGCGCAAAGCCUGGCGUCGAGAGUUUUGACGACUUUGUUCGUGGCGAUCCUGAGGUCCAGAAGCGUGUCUUCGAUGAAUGGAACAUCAAGGGAACUGGCCCCCUCGCCACCAACGGUAUCGACGCCGGCGUCAAGAUCCGGCCGACUGCCGAGGAGCUGAAGGAGUUCGAGAGAUGGCCUACCCCGCACUUCAAGGAUGGCUGGAAGUCGUACUUUGAGAACAAGCCUGACAAGCCAGUGAUGCACUACUCGGUCAUUGCUGGUUGGUUCGGUGACCACAUGGUCAUGCCCCCUGGCAAGUUCUUCACCAUGUUCCACUUCCUCGAGUAUCCCUUCUCUCGUGGAUCUACCCAUAUCACCUCGCCCAACCCGUACGACGCCCCCGACUUCGACGCCGGCUUCAUGAACGAUGAGCGCGACAUGGUUCCCAUGGUCUGGGGUUACAUCAAGUCUCGUGAGACUGCUCGCCGCAUGGACGCAUACGCUGGAGAGGUCGCCAACAUGCACCCCUUCUUCGCGUACGACUCCUCUGCCCGCGCCAGGGAUCUGGACCUGCCAACCACCAACCAGUACGCCCUUGCUGGUAACCUGUCCGCGGGUAUCCAGCACGGCAGUUGGACCCAGCCCCUCAAUGAGGCAGACCGGAAGAGUGAAAUCAAGAAGACCGUGUCUAGCAACCGCGUUGAACUUCGCGACGACUUGAAGUACAGCGAUGACGACAUCAAGGCUGUCGAGGAAUGGGUGAAGCGCCACGUUGAGACCACCUGGCACAGCCUCGGAACCUGUUCCAUGGCCCCCAGAGAGGGCAACAGCAUCGUCAAGCACGGUGUUCUGGACGAGCGCCUGAACGUUCACGGCGUCAAGGGCCUCAAGGUCGCCGAUCUUUCCAUCUGCCCCGACAACGUCGGCUGCAACACCUACUCGACCGCUCUGCUCAUCGGUGAGAAGGCUGCAACGCUCGUCGCCGAGGAUCUUGGCUACUCUGGCGCCGCCCUGGAGAUGAGGGUGCCCAACUACCACGCGCCCGGAGAGUUUAUCCAACCCACCGCCCGCCUCUAA
Molecule: messenger RNA, 2013 nt
Organism: Colletotrichum siamense
Lineage: Eukaryota; Fungi; Ascomycota; Sordariomycetes; Glomerellales; Glomerellaceae
Gene: AOX1-1
Product: Alcohol oxidase 1
Exons: 10
Coding region: 1-2013 (670 amino acids)
Molecular function (GO): flavin adenine dinucleotide binding; oxidoreductase activity, acting on CH-OH group of donors
Source: RefSeq, a predicted model, not a curated record